This is a messenger RNA of Lolium rigidum, 2073 nucleotides long. Its product is annotated as fimbrin-5-like. Gene Ontology annotation, molecular function: actin filament binding. The transcript is spliced from 14 exons. Bases 1 to 2073 code for a protein of 690 amino acids. NCBI's taxonomy places the organism in Eukaryota, Viridiplantae, Streptophyta, Magnoliopsida, Poales, Poaceae. The record is from RefSeq and is a predicted model, not a curated record. Gene Ontology annotation, biological process: actin filament network formation; actin filament bundle assembly. Gene Ontology annotation, cellular component: cytoplasm; actin filament bundle; actin filament.
AUGUCGGCCGGGUUCGUGGGGGUGGUGGUCUCCGACCCCUCCCUGCAGGGCCACUUCACCCAGGUCGAGCUCCGAUCCCUCAAGGCCAAGUUCUUGUCUCUGAAGAGGGACUCCGGCGGCCAUGUCACCACCAAGAACCUGCCGGGGCUGAUGAAGAAGCUCAGGGGGCUCAGCGACGUGGUUUCCGAGGACGACAUUGCUGCAUUCUUGUCGGAGGUCUACACCGACGCCGACCAAGAGAUCGAAUUCGAGUCAUUCCUCCGGGAGUACCUGAACCUGCAGGCGAGGGUGAGCUCCGACCAGGGCGCGAGCAAGAGCUCGUCGUCCUCGUUCCUCAAGUCGAGCACCACCACGCUGCUCCACAACCCCAACCAGGCCGAGAAGUCAUCCUACGUGGCGCACAUCAACAGCUACCUCGGCGACGACCCGUUUCUGAAGAAGUAUUUACCCAUAGACCCCGAGGGCGACGACCUGUUCAACCUCGUCAGAGACGGCGUGGUGCUCUGUAAAUUGAUCAACCUAGCUGUGCCCGGGACGAUUGAUGAGAGAGCCAUCAAUAAGAAGAGGGUCCUUAACCCAUGGGAGAGGAAUGAGAACCAUACACUCUGCCUCAACUCUGCAAAGGCUAUCGGAUGUACCGUUGUCAAUCUUGGUGCCCAAGACCUGGUCGAAGGACGGCCUCAUCUAGUUCUCGGGUUGAUAUCUCAAAUCAUAAAGAUACAACUUUUGGCUGAUCUUAAUCUAAAGAAGAUGCCACAGCUGGUGGAAAUUUUCGAUGACAGCAGGGAUAUAGAUGAAGUGCUGAGUUUAUCACCCGAAAAGUUGCUUCUCCAGUGGAUGAACUACCAUAUCAAGAGAGCUGGCUACAAGAAAACUAUUAACAACUUCUCUUCAGAUAUCAAGGAUGGUGAAGCCUAUGCCUAUCUUAUCAAAGCACUUGCUCCAGAGUAUUCCUCUGAAACUUCAUUCGAGACUAAGGAUCCUACAGUAAGGGCAAAGAUGGUGCUUGAACAAGCAGAUAAGUUGGACUGCAAAAGAUAUUUGAGCCCGAAGGAUAUCACUGAGGGCUCUCCAAAUCUAAACCUUGCAUUUGUUGCACAAAUAUUCCAACAUAGAAAUGGAUUGACUACUGACACAAAACAGAUCAAUCUCACGCAGUCAGCGUCGCGAGAUGAUAUUAUAUUAUCCAGAGAAGAAAGAACCUUCAGAAUGUGGAUCAACAGCCUCGGAAUUGCGACGUACGUGAACAACUUGUUUGAAGAUGUUCGAAACGGGUGGGUUCUUCUAGAAGUGCUCGACAAAGUCUCUCCAGGAUCUGUCAACUGGAAGAUGGCAACGAAACCUCCAAUUAAAAUGCCAUUUAGAAAACUGGAGAACUGCAAUCAGGUUAUUAAAAUCGGGAAGCAGCUCAAGUUUUCCUUGGUGAAUUUAGCUGGAAAUGACAUUGUUCAGGGAAACAAGAAGUUGAUUGUUGCGCUUCUAUGGCAACUGAUGAGAUUCAAUAUCCUUCAGUUGCUAAACAAACUCAGAUUCCACUCUCAAGGGUCCCAAGGAAAAGAAAUAACUGAUGCCGAUAUCUUGAGUUGGGCGAAUAACAAAGUGAAGGCUUCCGGGAGAAAUUCUCGAAUCGAAAGCUUUAAGGAAAAGAACCUAUCAAGUGGGAUUUUCUUCCUUGAACUUCUUAGUGCUGUACAGCCAAGGGUUGUGAACUGGAAGGUUGUGUCGAAGGGCAUAGAAGAUGAUGAGAAGAAGCUAAAUGCUACCUAUAUCAUCAGUAUCGCACGGAAGCUUGGGUGUUCUGUUUUUUUGUUACCAGAUGACAUUAUCGAGGUGAAUCAGAAAAUGACCCUAACGCUGACUGCUAGCAUCAUGUACUGGAGCCUGCAGAAACCACAACAGCCUGAAACAUCUGAACAGCCGGAACCAUCAUAUGUGGCUUCAGAUGCUGCUUCUGAUAUCGCCUCCGAGGAUGCUGCUUCGCCGAUGGCACCAUCGGAAGGAGAAGAGGUUAACUCAUUUCCUAUAAGAGUGUCCAACUUGCCAACGGAUAACACUUCACAGGCUCAUGUUUGA